This is a messenger RNA of Geodia barretti, 345 nucleotides long. The record is from the annotation of a GenBank genome assembly. Lineage: Eukaryota; Metazoa; Porifera; Demospongiae; Tetractinellida; Geodiidae.
AUGCGAGAAGCCUCCAGUAUUAAUGCCCUAUUUGUCAGAGAAGAGAAGCCGAAAGUCAGACGUGUAACGCCGCCGAAACGUGCCCAACUUGUCCAGAAAAAGACCCGAGAUGCCAGUCAGCAACGUCUGAAAAUCCUCACGAGUAAUGCGCCCGUCAGCAGCCGUGGAGUGGUUUCUGCAGCGGAACCCGCGCCCUUCCAGCAGUUCGACAACAACGACUUAGUCGAACCCAUUGGACCUACCGCAACAUCUGUCGAAUUUGACGAUGUGCCCCGUGUGCAAAAGGUCAUCGAACGCCCUUUUGUAAAACAGGAAAAAGUCGAAACUCGCUACAAAAGUAGUUAG